Molecule: messenger RNA, 510 nt
Organism: Penicilliopsis zonata CBS 506.65
Lineage: Eukaryota; Fungi; Ascomycota; Eurotiomycetes; Eurotiales; Aspergillaceae
Exons: 1
Coding region: 9-380 (123 amino acids)
Source: RefSeq, a predicted model, not a curated record
GGAAAGACAUGUCGGCCGUGACGGAGGAGCUACAGGCGGAUAUGCAAGCGAGUAGUGCGCGGGCAGGCCUCUCCGCCGCCAUCAUCGACGGGCUGACGAGCUCUACGUGUACGGGGCCUGAUGUGUGGAAGACUGUGGGCGAGUCUGGGGUUCGCGUCUGCGUGUUGGCGGGGGAGAGACAGGAUCCGGUACAGACGACGCGAGAGCAAGGGAAGACACUGAAAGAGACUGGUCCGGCGAAGAACCAGACCGAGAAUAAGGCGUUCCUUGUUCGCGAGGCCAUGCAUGCUUGGAGUUUGUCCCAUCCUGCUUUGUUUGCCGAGGGUAUCGACGCUUGGAUUGCCCGGAGGGAAAUGCCGGUUGGAUAUGAGGAGAUCUGAAUCAUGUCUAGGAAUUCAUCCUGCUUUUACGUAAAUAUACUACCUACAUGGUGGUGGUUCUAGUAGGUUCAAUAGUGACACUAUAGUGGCUUCAAUCCUUACUACCACCUAUGUAUUGACGAGGUAUAGA